CGCCAUACCAUUUGUACCAUACCAUACCAUCAGCAUCGCACAGCCGGCCCUCCCCCCUCCUUCUCUCUUCCUCGCCUUGUGCUCUGUAGUGGUGUUCAGAAGACCCUGAGCUUCAUCGCUCACUCCUUCCUGCCCUGCAAACAUGUCCCACCUAUACCAGAACCUCCGUCUGCACCAAGUCUUUGGGGCCAAUACAGACGUGGGCAAGACCAUCUUCACCACUGCCCUCUGUCUGGCCAGCGCUUCCCUCCCUGUCCCCUCUUCUGCCAGCCUCAGAGAUGCAAAGAGCUCGUUGGAAGAGCAUGAGAGGAACGUGAGGGCGGCGAUGCAGGAUCAGGGAGGAGGGAGAAGGGGGGAGAGGGUGCACUACCUCAAGCCCGUCUCGACAGGGCCGAUGGAGGAUAGCGACGACAGUCACAUCUCUCAAUAUGCCUCUCCCUCAUCCGAGCAGACGCUGCUCCGCUUCCCCAAUGCAGUCUCCCCUCAUCUAGCCGCACGCCUCUCCUCACCCUCCGUAUCACCGCUCUCCGACCUCAGCCGCAUCCCAACAGAUAGCCAACUUGCUCGUUCCAUCGGCGACUGGAUCGAUGGCAAAGCCACUCUUUCCCCCUCUGAGCCAAGUGUAGCCUACAUCGAAACGGCAGGUGGACCACACUCGCCUUCGCCUACAGGAACCUCGCAGGUGACGCUGCUUCGUCCUCUCCGCUUACCCACGAUCCUCAUCGGAGACUCUAAUCUCGGUGGGAUCUCCACUACUCGAUCGGCGUACGAGAGUCUGAUGAUGGCUGGCCAUCAAGUGGACGCUUUGCUGCUCUUUACCGAGGGGAAAGAGGACAAGUGGGGAAAUGCAGAUUAUCUUGCCAAGUGGGGUGAGGAGGUAGGUCUACCUGUCUGGCCGCUGGCUGGAAUGGAGGGCUCAGAAGGGUGGGGCGGACCUCCCUCGAGGGCUGCAUCACAGCAGGAGGAGCUCAAGCAGAUGCAAAAUUUCUACAGGGGCCUCGUCUAUGGCAGGCGGCGGUUAGAAGGAGACGAAGAGCAAGUCGGAGGUGUGGUAGAUGUAGUUCGUCAACUCAGGGAAGGCCACCAUCUCCGGAUAGCAGAGCUUGAGACUCUUGCAGGAAGGACAAGAGAGAGCUGCUGGUGGCCUUUUACCCAGCACGGACUGGCCAAGGCCGAUUCGGACGUGACCGUCAUCGACUCUGCCCACGGAGACUUCUUCUCCUCCUUCAAGCAGUCGGGCGCUCUCAGCAAUACGUCGGCGUCGGUAGAAGCCAGUUCUUCGAAGCUACACCCGCUGCUGGACGGCUCAGCCUCAUGGUGGACGCAAUGUCUGGGUCACUCCCAUCCCGCGCUGGCGCAGGCAGCAGCAAGAGCUGCAGGAAGGUACGGUCACGUCCUGUUCCCCAUGGCCGCGAAUGCCCCUGCUCUAAGGCUCGCCGAAGGCCUCUUAGGCAGGCGCGAUCGUUCGGUCUACGCCAAGGCAGGCAGCAGCAGUAGCAGCAGCAGCAGUACCGACGUAGAGUUUUACGACAACCCAGCUCCGGGAAAAGGGUGGGCAGAUCGUGUCUUCUUCUCGGACAACGGAGCGACAGGUAUGGAGGUGGCUCUGAAGAUGGCCAUUGCUUCAACGCGGCAGCGCUACGCCCCUCCUUCCCUGACGGCCGAAUCAGAGGCACGUGUCUCCCACGGACGCAAACCUGGCUCCAUGGGCGGACGAGAGCGAGGGGAGUGGAAGGUCAUCGGCCUCAAGGGAUCUUAUCACGGGGAUACCAUCGGCGUAAUGGACGCGUGUGAGCCGAGCGUGUACUCGAAGAAGGUCGACUGGUACCGCAGUCGAGGGUGCUGGUUCGACACGCCCAGCAUCGGAGUAGAGGACGGCCAGACCGUACUCACUAUCCCGCCCUCUCUCUCCGAGGAUGGAGAGACGGUCACGCGAGUCACGUUCAGCUCGCUGCAGGAAGCGUACGACGUUUCCUCCCGCCUGCGCUCACACCAGGUCACAGACCUGUAUAGAAAGAAGAUCCGUGCCUGGCUCGAAGAGCGUAUCCGUCUCGAAGGAGAGAGGUUCGGUGCGCUAGUCAUCGAACCUAUCAUCCUAGGUGCGGGAGGAAUGAUCUUUGUCGAUCCGGUGUUUCAGCGCUGUCUAGUCGACGUGGUGAGGGAGAGCGAGGACCUGUUCUCCCUCAGUGACCCACCUUUGCGCGAUGGACGAGCGCCGCAAAGUGAGAACUCAAAGGAGGGGGAAGCGGGAGAGUGGAGAGGUUUGCCGGUGAUCUAUGACGAAGUCUUCACAGGCCUGUACCGUCUUGGCCACAGCACACCCACCUCUCUCCUCGGAAGCACCCCGGACAUUUCCGUCCUGGCCAAGAUCCUCACUGGUGGUCUAGUACCCAUGUCCGUCACUCUCGCCUCUCGUUCCAUCUUUGACACUUUUACCAAGGAUACAGAGAGGAAAGUAGAUGCUUUGCUACAUGGACAUAGCUAUACGGCGCAUCCUGUUGGGUGUGAAGUGGCGAAUGAGACGAUGAAGAUCUUGUCAAAGAUGGAGAGAGAGGGGAAGUGGGAUGCGGAGAGGAGGGACUGGGGUCUGGAAACCACCGCCGGCGCAGGAUUGGACAGCAAGGCAGUGGCCACAAAGCAGCAGCAGCAGCAGCAGCAAGACCGGGGUAUUGGAGCUCCCUCUGUCUCCUCUUCUCCGGGAAUCUGGUCCUUCUGGUCUCAAGAAACGGUUCUGGCCCUCAGCCGCAGUGAGAGUGUAGUUUCCGCCAUGGCCAUGGGCACUGUCCUUGUACUGCAAUUGAGAGAUGCAGAGAAUGCUGGCUACUCAUCCACAGCAGCCACUUCCCUACUACAGCGUCUCCGUCUGCUCCCAGCAGAACAGCAAGGUCACCCUUCCGUACCUGGCACCAGCACAAACGGAGCAGGAGCUGCGACCGAAGCCUCGAGGGCGCUCCUCCCCUUUAACAUCCAUGCCCGACCCCUGGGCAACGUCGUCUACUUUAUGUGCUCGCUGAACACGCCUGUAGAGGUGCGUGCGGCGCUUGAGGGGACACUGCGAAAGGAGUUGGGUCUAGAGGGGUGAAAAGGUUGGGAUAGGAGGGGAGGGGGGAAGACUUGUGUGAAGAAUUCAAGAGGGGUGGAGGAUACCGAAAAUUGGUUCGAAGGCGAAGGUUGAGAUGAAGAAAGGGGUGUGCGAAUUGUAUGCCCCCACUGCCGCUAUUGCUUGUGCGGGCGUUUGGCGCUGUCGAUGCGAAGUCACUUCGUAAUCUAUCAAAAGUGUAUGUCUGCC
Messenger RNA from Microstroma glucosiphilum, 3289 nucleotides. RefSeq names its product PLP-dependent transferase. Gene Ontology annotation, cellular component: mitochondrion. The record is from RefSeq and is a predicted model, not a curated record. The coding region runs from base 143 to 3082 and encodes 979 amino acids. The transcript has 4 exons. Gene Ontology annotation, biological process: biotin biosynthetic process. Lineage: Eukaryota; Fungi; Basidiomycota; Exobasidiomycetes; Microstromatales; Microstromataceae. Gene Ontology annotation, molecular function: dethiobiotin synthase activity; pyridoxal phosphate binding; S-adenosyl-L-methionine:8-amino-7-oxononanoate transaminase activity.